Messenger RNA from Penaeus monodon (black tiger shrimp), 788 nucleotides. RefSeq lists its product as uncharacterized. The transcript has 4 exons. NCBI's taxonomy places the organism in Eukaryota, Metazoa, Arthropoda, Malacostraca, Decapoda, Penaeidae. Bases 411 to 737 code for a protein of 108 amino acids. The record is from RefSeq and is a predicted model, not a curated record.
AAUCUAUAUCAAAGUGGCAAUUCUGGAAUCUAAAUCAAAGAGGUAAUUCUGAAAUCUAAAACAAAAGGGCAAUUCUGAAAUCCAUAUCAGAGACGCAAUUCCGGAAUCUAUAUCAAAAGUAGCAAGUGAAACCUAAAACAGUGAGGCAAUUCUAAAAGCAAUAUCAAAUUCUGAAAUAAAUCACAGCUCAAUCAGUCCCAAUAUGCAUGUAUCUUUAUAUAAAAAUGCGCAACUUCUGGGUGAUUACAAAGACCCUUCAAGGGCAAGGUUUUGUCGUGUCUGUUAAUUAUAUAAGCUCAUGUGUUUUUGGAAACCGUGCAGGAUGGGGAGCAUUAUGCGGUGGCUCGCGUAUAUAAAGGUCGACCAACGAAUCGGGAUCUAUUACUUAUUGCCGCACUACACGCAGAACCAUGAAGGCACAGACAGCAUUGCUAUCCUUGGUGGUGGCGAGCAUGGUCCUCGAGGCUGUCGCUGCCGGGAUGCUGGACGUUGACAGCACGAAGCUCGACCAGUUCCUGGCGUCGGGCAAGUGGCCCCGAGCCGCGGUGUGCCUGGCCGGCGUCGUUCCGGAGGCGCACCCGAAGUACCCCAAGUGCUUGAGGAUAUCGCAAUACAUGCGAGAUGCCUUGAAGAACAGAUGCCAGGGUUGCUCGAAGCGAGAAAAUGCCAACUUUAACAAACUCAUAAACGCCAUGAAGUCCAGUGCACCCGCCAUGUAUGCUCGUCUCGUAGCAUGAGAUUAUGCUGAAGGAUUGCUUUCAAUCAAAAUGUGAAAAAGGAAUUGAGGA